Messenger RNA from Talpa occidentalis (Iberian mole), 4067 nucleotides. It is a transcript of the gene NOM1, whose product is annotated as nucleolar protein with MIF4G domain 1. Gene Ontology annotation, cellular component: nucleolus. The transcript has 13 exons. Bases 1 to 2352 code for a protein of 783 amino acids. The record is from RefSeq and is a predicted model, not a curated record. Lineage: Eukaryota; Metazoa; Chordata; Mammalia; Eulipotyphla; Talpidae. Gene Ontology annotation, molecular function: RNA binding; protein binding. Gene Ontology annotation, biological process: ribosomal small subunit biogenesis.
AUGGAGCUGUGCCCUGCAGAGCGGCGAAGACGACGGCUCCGGGAGGCUUAUCAGGGGCCCGCAGUGGCCACCUGCGUCACCCUGCGGGCCGCCCGCGAGGCCCGCACCCCCGGCGGCGGGGCGGGGGCGGGGGCGCGCGCGGGGGGCCGCGGCCCGGGCGGGAGGCGAGGCCGCCGGGAGCUGAGGCGGGAGAAGCGGCGCCUGAGGAGGGCGCGACGGCGGCCGCACCCCGCGGGGCCCGAGCCCGCCGGCCCCGAGCCCGGCCCCGGCGCCGCCGCCGCGCGCAGACGGGCGCUGCUGGCGGCCAACGAGGAGGAGGACCGCGAGAUCCGCCGGCUGGAGCGCUGCCUCGGCCUCCGCGCGCGCGCCCGGGGCGGGCCUGGGGACGCGGUGCCGCCGGGCUUCGCCCGCGACGGGCUCGGCUACGUGCUGGGCGCGCUGGGCGCCGUGCGGGGCGCGGGCCUGGGCGCCGGCAGCGGCGAGGACGAGGACGAGGACGAGGACGAGGGCGCCGGCCCGACGCCCCCCGACAGCGACCUGGACAGCGGCUCCGAGCGCGGGGCGGCGGGGACGAGCGAGGAGCCCUCGGAGGAGGAGGAGGAGCCGGAGCCGCGGCCGCGGGAGCCCGGGACGCCGCGCGCCGCCGCCAGCGCCGCAGGGGCCGGCGCGGAGAGACGCGGCCCGAGGAGGGUCCGCUUCGCGGAGGACGGAGGAGGCGGCGCCGCGGACGCUCACGCGACGGCCCAGGUGGCGGCGACGCAGGGUCUUUGUGAACACGGUGAAACGUGCACCCUAGCCCCUGUGAGGCAAGUGGGGGGUGCUGCGGACACCGAGAAAGAGAAGGAGCUUGAGAGGCUGAGGAGACGCGUCAAAGGCCUGAUUAACAGAUUGAGCGAGCCCAACAUGGCCUCCAUCAGCGGGCAGCUGGAGGAGCUGUACAUGGCCCACAGCCGGAAGGACAUGAGCGACACGCUGACGGCCGCCCUGCUGAGCGCCUGCGCGCCGGACACCGCCAUGCCGGGCCGGCUGGUGAUGGAGCACGUGCUUCUGCUCAGCGUCCUCCACCACACCGUGGGGGUCGAGGUGGGCGCGCACUUCCUGGAGGCCGUGGUGCGGCGGUUUGACGCCAUCUACGCUGGCGGAGGCCCUGGAAAGGAGUGUGAAAACCUGCUGGCCAUCGUUGCCCACCUGUACAACUUCCGCGUGGUGCAGGCGCGCCUCGUCUUUGACGUCCUCAGGAAACUCGCCGCCACCUUCACGGAAAAGGACGUUGAGCUCAUCCUGGCGAUGCUGAGAAAUGUGGGCUUCUCGCUGAGGAAGGACGACGCAGUGUCGCUGAAGGAGCUGAUCGCCGAGGCCCAGGCCAAAGCCUCUGGCGCCGGCAGCCAGUUCCAGGACCAGACCAGGGUCCGGUUCAUGCUGGAGACGAUGCUGGCUCUGAAGAACAACGACAUGCGGAAGAUACCGGGCUACGACCCUGAGCCUGUGGAGAGGCUGAGGAAGCUGCAGAGGGCUCUGGUGCGCGGCAUCGGCUCAGGCGCCGACUCGCAGCUGCGCGUCUCCUGGGACGACGUCCUGAAUGCCCAGCAGACUGGCCGCUGGUGGAUCGUGGGGUCUGCGUGGAGUGGGGCACCAAUGAUCGACAACAGCCAGCAGGCGCGCCCUCGGCAGCCGGCAGGGACGGUUAGCGCCAAGAUUCUCGAGCUGGCGCGGAAGCAGAGAAUGAACACGGACGUCAGGAGAAACAUAUUCUGUACAAUCGUGACGAGUGAAGAUUUCUUGGACGCGUUUGAAAAGCUGCUCAAGCUGGGGCUGAAGGAUCAGCAGGAGAGGGAGAUCGUCCACGUGCUGGUGGACUGUUGCCUUCAGGAGAAAACCUACAACCCCUUCUACGCCUUCCUGGCGGGCAAGCUCUGCGAGUACGAGCGGCGGUUUCAGAUGACCUUCCAGUUCAGCAUAUGGGACAGACUGCGGGACCUGGAAAGCUUGCCCGCCACGAACUGCUCUAACCUGGUCCACCUGCUGGCUCACUUGCUGAAAACAAAAGCACUUCCGCUCUCCGUCUUGAAGGUAGUAGAAUUCAGCGAACUGGACAAACCCAGAGUCCACUUUUUGCGGAAAGUGUUACAUAAGCUGCUGGUGGAAACCGACGUCGAAGACCUCGCCUUAGUCUUCGCGCGGGUGUCCGACAACCCCAAGCUGGGUGUGUUUCGCGAGGGCCUGAAGCUUUUCGUCAGCCACUUCCUGCUGAGGAGCGCGCGGCACCGGAGCGCGGAGGAUGCCAGCCUGCUGCGGGAGAGGGCGGAGCUGGCCGCCCGGUCCCUGCAGGGGAAGGCCUCCCUGCGCCUGUAGCCGGGGCCCUGGCUGGAAACUGCUUUGUGAGCCCAGAGGCCUGCCACUGGGCUCACUGGCGGCGCCUUCAGGAUGUGCUCAGAUGCUGCACUGGAAGUCACUUUGGAUGCGCGGCUGUGGUGGGGGCUGGGCAUCCCUAGCGGGGGGGCCUUGGGUCGGAGGGCCACCAGGCGGUGCAGCUGUGAAGAGGUGGACGCGUCUGUGCAUCGGUUAGCAGUGCAGACCUGUCUGCGACGUGGCGCCUGAGCGGGUGUCGGGAGCCGGCGGGUUCGAGCCUCGUCCCACCUGCACGACGGUGCGCGGGUCUUCUCCUCUCGUCUCCCUGAGGUCUGACCCGUGAGGCCAGAACCUGCCCCUGUCCAUCGAGUCGCUCUGCUCCCGACGGCAGCAUCUGCACGGGCUGCUGGCAAGUGGGGUUCUAGGAAAUGCAGAGCCGACAGAACAGAACCAGUGCGUGCUGAGGCACCAACUGACUGGCCCCCGCUCCACCUGGCUGAGACCGCCCGGGCCAUCCCAGGGGCUGUGUGCGCCGUGUCCCCGGCCCUUAGCGUUUGGUUCUCCCUUGGCUGCUGAAGACAUGCGCCCCCCCUUGGACCUUGGGAGGAGCCGCCAGGGCGUGCGCAGAGCAGCGGUGGACACCCUGGCCCUGGCUUUAGCCGACAUGGGCGGGAGACCAGGUGGCGGCCCACCCCAAGGCAGUGCUGAGCCCCGGCACCGCAGCCCCAAGGCAGGGUGUGGGGAGCCUCCCCUUGGGAAGGUGGGGUCCUGCCUCGGGUACUGGCAUCGGACGCCCUGGCUAGGGACGCUGCUGCCGGGGUGAGAACAGACCUCCAGCCGCCUGGACGGGCGCGUGUCCUGCAGGAGACCCCCGCUGGGCGCCCGGUCCACACGUGCGCUUUUAUUACAACAAAAUCAAAAUCUGUCCAGGGGCUGCCUGUGACCUCAUCCUUCGCCUCGAUUCCGCGCUGUUAAAGGGCAGGUUGUCUCGAAGUCUGUCCCUCAGAAACCUUGUUAAGAGCAGGCCACUGCCGUACAACACCGAGACGCGGUGUGUAACAACAAACAAACGUGGCCACGGACGGUGUUUGCUCUCAGGUAGUCCUGCUUCAGCGGACACCUUGACCAGAGUCCACAGUUUUGACCACAAGCUGCCAUGAGUUCCAAGUGCGCAUGGGGGCUGCGGCUGGGGCAGGCUGGCCCUGGGCACCUCAGACGGCUCCACUAACCACAUCCUGUGGCGUAGCUAGGAACUCUCCAAAGCCGGAGACCUCCCGCCGCCUUCUCAAGUGAGCGCCAGGCCUGGGGUGGACCAGCGGUGCCCUGGGGGUGCUCGUGGGGGAGCAGGAGCAGAGCCUAGUGAGGUCAGAGCCUGGGUGUCAGGCAUGGGGAGGCCCAGGCAGUGGACUCGACUCCAGCAGGCCUGCGAGUGGCACAUCCCUUGGGGAGGCAACGCCCAGGGUGUUCUCUGCACCAUUGGCGAUGACGCUGUUCCAGGAACUCCUUUAUCCCUGAAGGGCAACUCCAGUGUCGCCCCCAAAGCAGGAGACGACCCUACAGGACCCAGAACCCCUCGCCCAGGCUCCUGUCUGUUGGGGGGCGGGGCGGGGCUUGCCCUGCCCUGCCCUGCCCUGCUGUGUGGUCUCCUGGGGCCCUGGGUCUGUCUGGAUGGAAGCUGCUCUCCCCGGUCCAGCGCCCCCUGCGGCAGCCCGGCCAGC